Messenger RNA from Fonsecaea erecta, 1443 nucleotides. RefSeq names its product 1-phosphatidylinositol phosphodiesterase. Gene Ontology annotation, biological process: lipid metabolic process. NCBI's taxonomy places the organism in Eukaryota, Fungi, Ascomycota, Eurotiomycetes, Chaetothyriales, Herpotrichiellaceae. Gene Ontology annotation, molecular function: phosphoric diester hydrolase activity. The record is from RefSeq and is a predicted model, not a curated record. Bases 1 to 1443 code for a protein of 480 amino acids. The transcript has a single exon.
AUGGUGCCCCCCGUCACCAUUCGUAACGUCAGCAACAACCCGCUCACCCUGGUGCUGGUCGAGCACUUCGACCCGGCGCCCGACGAGGGUUUCCAGUUGCAGAAUGUCACGGCAUCCUUGGCCACCAUCACCGACGGGCUGGGUCUGACCAACAGCACCACCCGCAAAGCCGUGCCCCAGAUCCCCGCGGACGCGAGGCCCUUUGCCACCAGAGAGGUGUCGAUCAAGCUGCCGCCGUUCACGGUGGUGCCCACGGAUAUCAAGGCCGUCAUCAACAAGCCGAACGAGCGUCUCCGACUGACCUUCCAGACCGACCUGGGCGGCAAACACCAGAUGUACUGUCCCGUGCCGACGGCGGAGACGGCGUCGCUGGUCGCUCUCGCCCCCAACCCCAAGCUACGCUUCACCGGCAUCUUUCUCCCCGACACGUCGUUCGUGGCCCUGUUUAACACCUCGCACAUGGAAAGCUGGAUGAAGGACCUGCCCGACCACACCCCGCUGGGGGUGCUCUCGAUUCCCGGCACGCACAACUCGCCGACCCACUACCAAGCGGCGCCGUCGGUGCGGUGUCAGGCGGUAUCGCCGAAGGAGCAGCUGAAGAACGGGGUGCGGUUCUUCGACCUCCGGGUCCAGGUGCCGGAGCCGUACGACCCCAAUUCGGACAAGCUGAUGCUGGUGCACGCGGCGUUCCCGAUCUCGCUGACGGGCCACAAGUACUUCCGCGACCUGUACACGACGAUCCUGGAGUUUCUGAAAGCAAACCCCAGCGAGACGCUGAUCGUGUCGCUCAAGCGCGAGGGCACGGGCAAAGGCACGGACGAGCAGCUGUCGCGCAUCCUGAAGAACAACUACACCAACCCGCGCGAGUGGUUCACCGAGCCCCGCGUCCCCUCCCUGGGCGAGGUGCGCGGCCGCAUCGUGCUGGUGCGCCGCUUCGUGCUCGAGGAGCCGCUGCGCCAGGAAUGGGGCGGCCGCGGCUGGGGCAUCGACGGCCACGUGUGGGCCGACAACACGCCCAACGCCACGUGCCCGUCAGGCGACAUCGUGGUGCAGGACUUCUACGAGGUGAUGGAGAAGCCGUCGAUCCGGCAGAAGAUCACGUACGCGUGCGACCACCUGGAGCGGAGCGGGUGCUGCGUCUUCCAGGGGGCCGGCGGCGUCAACGCGGCCGGCGGGAACAACAACAAAAAAUACCCGCUGUACAUCAACUUCCUCAGCGCCAGCAACUUCUGGAACGUCAACUGCUGGCCCGAGAAGAUCGCCGCCGAGGUCAACCCGGCCGUCGUCGCCCACCUGUGCCAGAAGCACAUGAUCGGCCCCGACGGCCGCGUCAAGGACGGCGACUGGAGCACCGGCAUCGUCGUGACCGACUGGGUCGGCCUGGGGGGCGAUUGGGACCUUGUGCGCUGCAUCGUCGGCAUGAAUGCCAAGUUGCUUGCUUAG